AUGAGUCUCAGUUCUUAUGAGAUUGAGUUACCCGUCAAUAAGGAGUCCCCUUAUUAAUAAUUAUAUAGAGGGAGACAUGAUAAUGACUUGAUUUAUAUGUUACACAUAUUUCCAAAGCAAACAUUAACUCCGUAAAUGUAGCAAUAGAUUUUUGAAAGGGCAGAAGAAUUCAAUUUUAUAUUUGAAAAACUGGAUUUUGAGGAUUUUAUUUUAAUAUCCUAUAAGGAUAGCACUUUGUGGACAAACUUGGAGUAAAAAGUUAAAACAGAAUCCCUCAAAUCCUUUUAUCUUAAAUUGUACUAAUCGUAUUCGAAACUUAAAGGAAUUGUAGAUUUCGAUUAAGAUUAUGUUUUUGUAUAAGAGGAUGAAGUUUUUAUCAUUGAUUAUGGUAUUAAUCAACAUGUAAUGAAAAAGCAUAAAGAUCUAGAAUAUACGACGAAAACUAAAUCUUAUCUUUUUGGUUAACUAAUUUUUAACUUGUUAAACAAUAGAGAUAUUAGCGACAGAUUAUUAUAGUGCACUGACCAAUAUCAAAUAGAUGCUAUUAUUCAUUAAGCAGCGGAAAAUUAAAAAAUUAAUAAUGAAGUUUUAGAAUGCUUAUUAAAACUGCUCAAAUUAGAUCCCAAUUAAAGACCGACUUUUGAAGAAGUUGGGUAAUGGAAAUUGUUCUAUUCCAAAAAAGAUUUUUCUAAAGUUACCUCAAGUGUACUUGAUUUCUCAAAUACGAAAAUUGGCACAUAAACCAAUCGUUAAAAUUAAACACAAAGAUCGGCCAGACCAUAAUCUUAUGAUUAGAAAAUUAUGAACUCGGCCCAUAAUUAAUCAGUCAAAGCUGCCAUCUAAAAAUAAAGAAGAUAGGCUCCAUCAACAAAUAAAGUAUGCUCUUCUUACGUAUUUGCAUCUUAAAUAAUCACUAAUAAUAUUAAAAAUAAAAAGUACUAAUCAAACAUAGCUAACCUUGCAACCCAAUAAUCAUUCUUCCAAUAAACUGGCUAACAUUUAUACACUUCCGAUAUGAAUUAAAUUUAAUAUCCAAAAACUCAAAAUCAGUUCUUUUCACAAUAGCCUGAUUAAUACUAGUAGACAUCUUAAAAGAGUUUUAAGGAAUAAAAUAAUACUAAUAAUUAAUCAUAACAAAAACAAAGGAUAGAAAAAAAGUCUCCGUUUUUAUUUGAUGGAUCUCAACCCCCUAUCAUAAGUAUUACAAAGCCUUAGAAUCCAUAACCUGUAAUUGGCUAAAACCGUAAUUUGAAUUAAGAAGCUAGCUUUUUUAAUACUAAUAGUUCAAUUCCCUCAAAUUAUACAUCUCCGAAAUAAAAUAUCUAUUAAAAUCAGAAUACAUAAUAACAAUAAUAAUAAUAAUAACAAUAACAAUAAUACUAAUAAUAGUAACAGUAAUAUUAAUAAUAGUAAUAAUAAUAAUAAUAAUAAUAAUUUAUAACCCACAUUCCUCAGAAAUAAACUUAAUUUCAAUAAUAAUAAUAAAAUUAAGUUAUAGAUGAUAAUCAAAGUUUUCAUUUUAAAUCACUUCCAUCAGAGGCGUCUAGUUAAAAUUAAAAAUAAUAAAAAGAUGAUAAAUAAUAACCAAAGUUAAAAACUCCCUUUUAAUUAGCCCAAAAUACUAAUGAAGAUGAUGUUGAUGAUAUUAAACUACAUCAAACUAAUAGUUUAAAUCCAAAUUAGAAUAAAAAUUAACCUUAAGGAAAUGAGAAAGAAAAAAAGUAAGAAUUUUUCAAAAAACCAUAGCAGGAUAAUAAAUUAACAUCAAAUUCAACAUUUUCCAAAAAGGAAGAAGAUCUAACUAAUAAUAUAAAGAAUUAAAAGGCUUAAUCCAUCAACGAUAUUGAAGAACCUCCAAUUAUAAGACCUAACAAAUCACUCCAACAAGAUGUUUCAAAACAAUAGAAACCCUCUGUUGAUACUAUUCAAAGUCCUAAAGUUAAUUAGGUAGAUCUAAACUAGACUUUUAAUGAAUAUGUAUAGAAGUAAAAUGUUAUGACUAAUAAGAUAUUAUUCGUAUUUAGCGAUUAUUUAAUACAUAACAAUUGCUGUGGCAGAUUUGAAUGAAAAACUGAGCAUUCAUGGACCAAUUUGGAUAGUACCAUUAUGCAUUAUUUUCAAAGUAAUUGCUUGAUUAAUUAAAUUUUAGAGAGCUUAUGAGAUUAGAAAAAUAACUGAAAAAGAUAUGGAAAAAUAAAAAAAUAUUUUUGAACUUAAAGAUUUUAUAAAAUUCAAAUCUUCGCCUCAAUACGCAUAAUUAUUAGAGAAUAUUGUAGAGUAGAACAAAGUAAUGGAAAAGGAGUUUUUAGAGAUGCUAGAGCUUGCUCAAAGGAGCAUGACGGCUAAAAAAAAAUUGGAUGAAAUUUCAUAAUAAAAAAUGGCAGCUCUUCUUAACCUAGAUAUCAAGAAAUCAAUAAAGGAUUAGGCUGAAAAAUAUCUAUAUACUCAAAUAUACCCAAGAGUUGUAUCAUCAAUUGGAAAAAUCAGAGCAAAUACAUUAGCAAAUAAUAAAUUUUCUGAAUUAGAUUGGGUUCAAACUAGAUUAUUGAGUUUGUAUUCAAUUUUAAUAAUGGAAUUAGAUUUUUACACAUUUGAAUCUCCUUUGUUUAAAGAAGCAGAUCUAAUAAAAUAUAGAAAAAUGUAAAAUGUUGAUGAAAUUGAUUAAAUUUGUAAUCAAAUAGAAAAUUAGAUCAGGGAACUUCCAAUAUUCAUAAAAUGA
Messenger RNA from Paramecium octaurelia, 2719 nucleotides. The record is from the annotation of a GenBank genome assembly. Lineage: Eukaryota; Ciliophora; Oligohymenophorea; Peniculida; Parameciidae.